AAUAUUUUUUGAUAAAAAAAUGGACAAUCUUUAUCCUUCUUCAACUGACCCAUUAUUACUUAGUUCUUCAAAUGAAGAAUCUCCAGAACAAAUUGAACAAAAAAAUAAAUAUCUACAAGCAAUAACCUCAACUCCAAACAAUAAUCACCAACACAUUCAUUUUAAAAUUGGUGAUGAAACUGAUCAAGAACCUUUAGAUAACGAAAUGAGUACUUCAUUGGCUACUUUAAUUGCUAAUAAGUACUUCAAAAACAAUGUUUUCUCCAAUCGUGAUCAUCGUUCCCAUUUGAUUGAAGGUCUUGAAUCAUUUUUGGACGGCGCUGUGGUUAUAUUACCUGGAGAGGUUGAUUCAAGGCGUUUAAUUUCUGGUGAUGAAUUCAAGAAAGCUUUAAGAAAACGUGAAAAGGAAAUGAAAUCUGUUCAACAAAAAGCUUCUGUUGUUGAUCGUGUCAUAACGGUGCCAGAUCGGUUAACAAAUAUCCCAUCUCGACAACAAUUAAAAAAACUUUCAACACCAAAAAUAGAAGUUGCUGCAUUAACACCUUUUGCUCCUUCCCAAAAUACUCAAGACAGAUUAUACAGAAAAGAUUCGAAAUUUUCUUCUUCCCCUCCGAACGGACAUUCAAAAACAACAGAAAAUAAUAAACAAAUAUCAACAUCCCCUUCAUCCUCCUCCUCUUUAUCUUCAACAGAAAAAAAGAAUAAUUUAUUCCCAAUUUAUUGUCUUCUCUUUAGGGGAGUACGUAAUGACAUUGCUAGACGAUUACCACUUUAUUGGACAGACAUUCGGGAUGCUGCUAAUUUUCAGUGUUUAACUAGUGUUGUAUUUAUGUUUUUUGCUAGUUUUGUUCCGGCAAUAUCGUUUGGUGGUUUAAUGGGGACUUACACUGAUGAAACAAUGGGGACAAUUGAAACUUUAUUUGCCCAAUGCAUUUGUGGAGUUAUUUGGGGGUUAUUUUCUGCACAACCACUCCUUAUUAUGAGUGCUACAGGCCCUGUACUUAUUUUUGAAGCUAGUCUUUACAAUUUUUGUGCAGCAUUACAUUUAGACUUUUUGAGUGUUCGAUUUUAUGCUGGCCUUUUUAUUUUUCUUAUAGCAACUUGUAUUUCGGCAUUAGAUGGGGCUCGUCUUUUAGUUUAUGUUACUCGAUUUACUGAAGACAUUUUCGCCACUUUAAUUUCUGCUAUUUUUAUUGCUGAAAGUUUGCAUUUUGUUUGGCAUACAUUUAAAGAAAAUCCAGUUGAAGACUAUUUCUUUUAUGAGCGUGUCCAUUCUGAAUGUAAUAAUAAAAUUAAAAAUAUUAACAAUGAUAUUUUUGUAAAUACAACAACAACAUUAGCUACACCUGCUUUAUUAAGGUAUAGAGAAGAAAUAAACAAAACAGAUGUUUUUCUCUUUUAGUAAUUUAACUAACAAUCCAAACAUAUCAUUAAUUUC
This is a messenger RNA of Meloidogyne enterolobii, 1438 nucleotides long. NCBI's taxonomy places the organism in Eukaryota, Metazoa, Nematoda, Chromadorea, Rhabditida, Meloidogynidae. The record is from the annotation of a GenBank genome assembly.